GCCGGUCGCCAUUAGUUACCCGCGCGAGACGCACAACACACGGCUGCUGCGGGCGGACGGGCUGACGCUCAGGUGCUGCCGGCGUCUCGAGGCCCUCAGGCGGCCAGCAGGCUGUGCCAGGUGAGGUGCCCACUUCUACCAUGGAGCUCUGCUUAUUGAAGUCAGAGUGCAGGAAGGCGGCACUGGAGGAGAGUCUGAGAAGGGCCAAGUGUGCCAUCGAGCACCAGGCACAGAAGCUGAGGAAGCGACAGGCUGGCAUUCUGGACCACAUGGCCAUUGCGGACAUCCUGGCAGCUCAGCAGAAGAUCCUGACACUAAAAACCUCCAAAGUGCCACUCUGGACGCAGCAUCUCAGGUCACUCGAUGGCAUGAGGGACAUUCUGAGGCAGCACGACCUACACACACGCGUCCACUCACUGGAGAAGGAGACCAGCGGCCUACAAGGACAACUGCAGGGGGCGCUGCAAGUGAUGGCCAUGCAGACACGGUGGACGGCAGCAGGAGCACAGGAGCGCCCCCCAGUGGGGGAUGGCAUCCAUCGUGAAGACGAGUUGGCAGAGUGGAGACAGCAGAAGACUCAGCUGCUGGAGGAGACGGAGCAGCUCCGCACGUUUGCCCAAAGUCUGUCCAGCACCUUGAAGACCACCGAGGCGGACAAGGAGACCCUGGAGGGCCAGCUGUCCCAGCUGCAUUCGGAGGUCUUCAGUGCCCGCUGCAAUGAAAAUAAACUGCGGCAAGAGCUGCUGAAGGCCGAGGAGGAGCUGCGGGGCAGCAGGCAGGUCAAUGAGAAGCUGCUGCAUGACCUGACAGCACUGAGACAGAGCGCCAACUUGAGCAGUGAAGACGUGGGGCACCUGCGGAGUGAGAGGGAUGCCCUGAGUGCCCGUGUUGGUGCUCUGGAUGACGAGCGACACAGGCUGACAGCGCAGAAGGACUCGCUGAUCGAACUGCUUAAGAGGCGGCAGAUGGACUUCAUUGGCGAGGAUGCCAGCCUCAGAGCAGGCAUUUGUCCAUCCCCUUGUGUGCCAGCGACAUCACCAGGUCUCACCUCUGGUCACUGGACCGCUGCAGAUAGACCAAGCGAGCAGAGUCCUGAGGAGGUGCAAACUGAGGGUAUCGAUGCCCCAGAGAUGCCCUGUCCAGUGAGGUCAGUUCAGGAGGCACCUGAGGACGAGAUUGCUGGACAUCUCCGAGGCAGUGCCCAGAGUCAGACGAGCUGCAGCUGGCAUCUAGGAGGGGCACUGGAGAGUAAUGACAAGAUGGGGAGUGCCAGGGGGCAUCAAGCCAAGGAGAUUCUGCAGAACCAGAAGGCAUUUCUGUCCAGACUGGUCCUCUCACAGUCUGGCCUGAGGCAGGUGUUGGCUCAAAAUGUGGGUGCCACGUGGAUAAGUCCUUCUGGGAGGUUUGCCCGUGAAGCUGAAGAAGCGAGUGGACACACGAGUGCCAAUAAAGUUGGCUGCCAGCAUUCCCUACACCUCCUAUUCUUGGCCUGCUGCUCAGUUGGCACACACAGACGGGAGUGCAGAUUCACAAGCAGCAGAGCAGCAUUGGGCGUGCGUUGGGUCACACGUGGAUUUCUAUCUCACGAUGAUCAGCAGGUCCCCAGCUUGGAGGAGCAAAGGGCAGCAGACGAUGGCAUCACAUCAAAUGAAGAGCUCCAUGGUGACAUGACCAUAAGGACAGGUCUCAGCCAAGGCCUGCCAAUGAGCACAAACGUGAAGGAAGGUGGCAAAGCAGAGAACCCUAUGGAGGCCCCUGGCAUCUCAACACAAGAGGACAAGCAGCAGGAACAGAAGGUUCCGGAAGACAAAUGGCCACUACAGGCAGAAGACUACCUCAAGGUGAACCAGGUCACCGCCUUAGUGAUUGAGUUGAAGCAGAUGCGCCAGGCGUACAAAGCCCUGCUGGCCAAGUCGAACACCGCAGAAGACGUGGCGGCCAUCGAGUGGGUGCGGAGAUCACAGGUCAUCCGGGACUGCGUGGACAGCAUCAGAGCAAACGAGGAGCGGCUGCGCCUCCUGGAGGACGAGAACCGCCGGCUGCGAGGACAGGCCACCCGAGAGCAGCGUGCCCGGCUCAGGCAGGAAGUCACCGCCCUGCAGCUGGCGAUUCACCACCCAAACCACUCGUUGGCCAAUUUUGGGGUCCAGGUCAGGGUGCCAGAGGACAGAAAUGAAGAUCUGCUGGGAGGCAACACAAGUGUGGGGGAACGGUGACUGGCAGAUGGACCCCCUAUCUGGGCAGGGACCAAACCCCUAAGGCUGAGUGAAGUGAUUGGGCCUGCAUGUGAAAGGCGCUAUAUUGCCCAUGACUCCCGGGGGUCGGCCCCCAAAGGGCAUGCCCAUUUCACCCAUUUUGCUUGUCGUCUUAGAGGGUCCAGGCUAGGGGGCUGUUAAAGCCCACUGAGACCUUCCUCGUGUGAUUCUGUGCAUUGUCCUUUGUCAUUAAAAACAGCAGAUAUGUUACGA
Polypterus senegalus (gray bichir) is the source of this 2468-nucleotide messenger RNA. RefSeq lists its product as uncharacterized. Bases 141 to 2216 code for a protein of 691 amino acids. The transcript has 20 exons. NCBI's taxonomy places the organism in Eukaryota, Metazoa, Chordata, Cladistia, Polypteriformes, Polypteridae. The record is from RefSeq and is a predicted model, not a curated record.